Messenger RNA from Colletotrichum phormii, 1678 nucleotides. RefSeq names its product CoA-transferase family III. The record is from RefSeq and is a predicted model, not a curated record. NCBI's taxonomy places the organism in Eukaryota, Fungi, Ascomycota, Sordariomycetes, Glomerellales, Glomerellaceae. Gene Ontology annotation, molecular function: catalytic activity. The transcript has 2 exons. The coding region runs from base 296 to 1456 and encodes 386 amino acids.
CAGCAACUCCGACCACCCGCCCACAGGCGGACACUGCCUCGGCUUCUAGGGAGCUUCUCCAACUCAAAGUUUACCGGACCACGUCUUGGUCACAACUCACAACCGUCCGUCUUUAUUUCACAUUUCUGUAGCAACUUUCCAUUUCCUCGACAUGUAUCUGUAAAGAUUCCUCACAAUACUAAUAUCAUAGAAACAAGUACAUAAAGAUCUCGCCGUCAUCUCAAGUCUCUUCAUUCUCAUUCUCAUUUACAUCCACCCAUCAUCAUCAUCAUCUAAGUGAAAUACCCCAGCAACAAUGGUCGGCCCUCCGCCCCUAAAGGGCAUCAAAGUCCUCGAAUUCGCCGGCCUCGCACCAGGUCCCUUUGCAGGCAUGCUCCUCUCCGACGCAGGCGCCUCGGUCCUCCGCGUCGACCGCGCCCUCGAGGGAAGCCGCACGCCCCUACCCACGGAAGACAUGCUAGCCCGCCACAAGGCCUCCGUCGCCGUGGACCUGAAAUCGCCCGCCGGCCUCGCCUUUGUCAAACGUCUCGCCGAAAAGGCCGACGUGCUCAUCGAUCCGUUCCGCCCCGGCGUGCUGGAGAAGCUGGGGCUGGGGCCCGAGGUGCUAGAGAAGGCGAAUCGGGGUCUGAUUUACGGCCGCAUGACGGGGUUCCGAAGGGACGGGCGGUAUAAAGAUAUGGCGGGGCAUGAUAUCAAUUACCUCGCCGUGUCUGGGGCGCUGAGCAUGCUCGGGAGGGAGGGGGAGAAGCCGCAUCCGCCGUGGAAUAUUUUGGCUGAUUUCGCGGGCGGGGGGCGGAAUGGUGGAAAGGGCCAGGUUGUGGAGGCGAAUAUGGUGGAUGGGUCGGCGUACCUCGCCACGUUCCCGCGGUUCGCGCUCAAGAACCCGCUGGGGGACAAUGGGCGCGGGAGGAACAUGCUCGAUGGAGGAUGUCCGUAUUACGACACGUACGAGACCAAGGACGGCAAGUACUUUGCGGUCGGGGCGCUGGAGCCGCAGUUCUUUGCGGCGUUCAUCAAGGGGCUCGGCUUGGCGGGUCAGGGGUGGGAGGAGGAGAGGUUCGAUCGGGAGAGGUGGGGGGAGCUGCGGGACUUAUUCACCAAGAUCUUCAAGAGUCAGACGAGGAGCGAGUGGGAGAAGGUGUUUGACGGGACGGACGCAUGUUGUACGCCCGUGUUGGAGUAUCACGAACUCGAGACGGAGGCGGCGAGGGAAGGGGACCAGAGGCCGGCGGUGACGUUGGAAGAGACGCCGUGUUUGGCUGUGGCGGAGGGCGAGGACGGGGAUCCGAGACGGGGCCAGGGGCCUGGUGUUGAGGGGGGAGGGUAUGUUGGCGUUCCGCUUACGCCUGGUGAUGGUGGUGAAAAGGCGCUUGAGGAGUGGCUUGGGUGGAAGAGGGGGAGAGAGUUUGAGGUUCGGGAGGGGACGUGGGUGCUUAAAGAGAAGUCAAGGCUGUGAAAGAAAGGGUCGAAGAUUGAUGUUGUGUAAGUAUGUCUAUAAUAGUUGGAGCAUCCGGUAAUCCAGCACGUCUCUAUCACGCUUCACCUUUCUGGUGUCGUUCAACACGACCUGCUUGCUACCUAAGACCUUGUUCUCUCCACGUGAGAUCUAGUCACCAUGCAUCUAGACACACCACGUUAGCAUUCUUAUCUUCCCGGUAUCAUAUAACAUUCCAUUAUA